CGUGAAGCUAACGGCUAACGGCAUGUCUACGACCUCUAAAGUGGUUCUGGGAGUUUCUGUAGUUCUGACUCUGAGCACCGUGGCUGCUGUUCACCUUAACCAGUCCUGGGACAGACAGCGUCUGCACGAGGGUGUAGUCCGGGAUCUGGAGCGGCUGGAGAGGAAGAAGGAGAACUUGAGACUGCUGGAGGAGCAGAGGACACUGACCGCACAGCUGGAGGCAGAGAGACAGCGCAGACAGACAGGCUGAGACAGGUGUGUCCGUGAUGGACAGCAGCGGCGAUCAGCUGGCGGGAGGCGAGGACGAGGCGGCCGGCACGUCGGCGUCCGAGGGUCUGGAGGAGGGCGAGGUGGAGGGGGAGACCCUCCUCAUCGUGGAGUCGGAGGAUCAGGGCUCGGUGGAUCUGUCCCACGACCAGAGCGGGGACUCUCUGACCAGCGACCUGGGCGAGGAGGCCGACGGGGGCUGGGCCUGCGAGGACAUGUCCUUCUACUGCGACCGCUGCCACAAGUGGGUCCCUGCAG
Molecule: messenger RNA, 525 nt
Organism: Etheostoma spectabile (orangethroat darter)
Lineage: Eukaryota; Metazoa; Chordata; Actinopteri; Perciformes; Percidae
Gene: kat14
Product: lysine acetyltransferase 14
Source: RefSeq, a predicted model, not a curated record